AGACGAGCCGCGAUUCGAGUCUUUUGAUGUGUAUAAAACCGAGAGGAGCAGCAACGAGUCGAUCAGUGUAACARCAUUUGGCGUUUACAAAGCUAAUCUUGAGUGAUAACCAAAACAGAGUGACUAGCUGACAUUAGCUAAAGAAUUCAGAUUUUUUGAAGUGUAGGAAAAAGUAUAAACAAAUUAAAACAACAAAAUGCCUUGUCCAUGUGGAAGCGGUUGCAAAUGCGGUUCGGAGCCUAAGACUGGCAAUUGCGGUUGUGGGUCGGCCUGCAAAUGCUGUCCCUGUGGAAGCGCUUGCAAAUGCGGCUCACAAUCACAAAGUGGCAGCUGCGGUUGCGGCUCAGGCUGUAAAUGUGGCCAGUAGAGGAGUGCAAAUAACCGUACCUUAUUAUUAUAUUUAAGCUAUAUUACUUCUAAUUUAUUUUCAUAAUAUAAUUAUAUGCAUACAUAUGUACAUGUAAUGAGAAACAUUUGUUUAUGCRUACAUACAUACAUUAAUGUAAGGCUUGUGCGCUUGAUAUCAAAAUAAACCUAUCACAUUUCUUUAUCAAUAAAUAACAGAAAGAAACAAA
Bactrocera latifrons is the source of this 575-nucleotide messenger RNA. RefSeq names its product metallothionein-1-like. The transcript has 3 exons. NCBI's taxonomy places the organism in Eukaryota, Metazoa, Arthropoda, Insecta, Diptera, Tephritidae. The coding region runs from base 197 to 367 and encodes 56 amino acids. Gene Ontology annotation, molecular function: metal ion binding. The record is from RefSeq and is a predicted model, not a curated record.